GAUCUAACAUAACCUCUAUUGCAUUUCCAGUGUAAUUUAUUUAGAUUAAUUAUAAUAAAAACCACUAGUUUUUAGACUUUGCCCCGAACAGUUAAAAAAUGUUUAAUUUUUCUAUUAUAAGACAAUUCUCAAGAUUGUCGAUAUGCCCUGCGGCUAAGGUACAACUAACUAGAAAUAUUUCCACGACAACAGCCAUUCAAUUCAAAGUAACUGAUUAUUUAUGUGCGGAACCAAUGAAGAAAAAGAAAAAAAUCGAUCCAGCCAUAGUGAAGGCGCGUGAAGAACGUCGCCGAAAAAAAAUUGAAAAGCAGAUCCGGAGGCUUGAGAAGAAUGCAAGACAGCUUAAGCCAAUAGACGAGUUGGAAGUGCCAUUACAUCUCAUGGAUCAGAUACAAAAGAGAAAGCGCCCAGAGCCAAAGCUAUCAGCAGAAGAAAUAGAAGCUCGAGCCAUGCUACAAAAGGACUGGGCUAGGUACAAACGCGAGGAGUACAUUGCCACAGUUGCCCAAAUUGAUAGGAUCAUGGCAUCUCAACGGAGGGCCCUGGAUAAGCUGUAUGAAGUCUCCGAAGACUUGUAUGAUGAAGCAAUUAUGCCUGAUCUGCAACUUAUCCCCUACUCAGUGAAGGGACCCGUGGCGACCCCACCCAUCAAGGGAUACGACUCUCCCGACGGCGAGUACAUCGACGUGUCUAAGAAGUGGGAUAAUUAGUGGAAAUAUUGUAAUUUAUUGAUAGAUGUUAAUAAAAAUGUUGUUAUAA
This is a messenger RNA of Cydia fagiglandana, 759 nucleotides long. RefSeq names its product large ribosomal subunit protein mL40 (gene mRpL40). The record is from RefSeq and is a predicted model, not a curated record. Gene Ontology annotation, cellular component: mitochondrial large ribosomal subunit; mitochondrial ribosome. The coding region runs from base 99 to 710 and encodes 203 amino acids. The transcript has 5 exons. Lineage: Eukaryota; Metazoa; Arthropoda; Insecta; Lepidoptera; Tortricidae.